UUCGAAUUUUGUUGUCGAUAUCGAACGUGGUAUUUUUACCUCCUUUACAAUAAGAGAUGGCAACAAAGUAGUUCUUAGUCAACAAAAGAGUGAACAUGAUCAUCAUCAGCUUUGGAGCUACGAGGAUGGCUGGAUAGUUAAUAAACGAUCAGGUUUAUGUUUAGAGGCUGAAAAUGGAAAAUUGGGAAGUCGCAUAAUCUUACAUAGCAGAAGAAGCCAACCUAAUAACCAGAAAUGGAUUCUCACCAGCGAUGGUCGUAUUGCUCUUCAAAGCAAUACUAAGUACGUGAUUGAAGUGAAGGGUGCCAUCAAAGACGGGGCACAUAUUAUUUUCUCUGAUGCUCAAUCAAAAAAUUUUGGCAAGAGUGGAAAUCAUUCUCAAUGGACCAUUUUGCCACUUCACAAGACGAGAAGUUAUGAUGGACCAGCGAUUGGUGUCAUCAAACUAGAGUUAUUAGGUGCAAAGAACCUCAAGAGAGUCGAUUCAAUUGUUGGAGGAGGAAAAGCGGACCCUUACGUUAAGGUUUUAGGUGAAGGUAGCAAGGAUAUCAUUGCCCAAACAAGAUACAUUGAGAAUGAAUUGAAUCCUGUUUGGAAUGAAGUCCAUUAUCUAUCCCUUAAGAAUAUUGGAGAGAAAUUCGUACUUGAAGUGAUGGAUUACAACAGUUUCACCAGGCACUCUUUUCUUGGCAGAUGUACUCUUGAAAUUACCCAAGAAGUAGUGAAAGAAGUUUCAGAAGGCGUUUUCGAAGGCACGAACGGAGUUGAUAACUGGGUAAAACUCUCUGACAAAGGUCAGCUCCAUUACCGGGCAAAAUUCUUCCCGCUCACACCUCUUCCGGAGCCAUCACCAGAUUUUCUUGCAAACCUCAAAGAAAGGCCAUUCGAUAUUUCCACUUUAUAUGUACUCGUCACCUUACAAGCAUCCAAUGGAAGUUUUCCUCCGUCAAAAACAUUGGCAAACUUGUUCGGUUUUCAUGAGCCGGAGAAGUUGCUCGAAUUGUACAGAAAACAAUCCCGCGAAGAACGAAUCUCUAAAAUUAGUUCCACAAUAUGGACAACCAGUAUGAUUUUAUGGUUCUUGCGAUAUUUAUUGAAAGAUUGUCGGAGUGAAUGGAAAGGAAUUUACGACCGCGCUGAAAAGUAUAUUAAUAAGGAGAUAGAUAAGGAUUUGGAAACCGAAGAGAUCAUAAUUGCUACUGGUAGAAAGGCAGUCCUCGAAAGAUUUGAUAUUGAUGAUAGCCCACGUUCGACAAAGCCCAAUGUCGCAAUUUCCGUAGCCAGUAUUAUGAAAUGCCGGCAUAAAAAUGGGUCAUAUAAUAUCACCGAUGAACUAGCAAGGUCACUUAAUUUUGAUAAUGCCGAGAAACUUCGCGAAUCACUUACUGCAUAUGUUAAAAGAAAUGCAAAAACAGAAAGCGUCACACAAUUGGAUAUCAAUGUUUUAGUCACUAUUCUUGUAAUUUAUUUUUAUCGUUAUGUUGCAAUUGAACAUAAGAAAGAAUGGAUUCAACAAUAUGAAAAGUCUUACGAAUGGUUAUGGGGACAAUUUGAAGGUAAGGAGUUUGUUGAACAAGAGGCUUUUGACUUGAUUAAAUCAUUUGUUAGGGAACAUUACGAAGUGAAGGAAGAAGUUUUAUCACGGGAUCGUGUAUUCGAGGCGGAAAUUGCUCAAAAAGUGAAAAUUAUUAAGUCUCGGUUUACUCGUCGUGAUAUUGCUAAACUUCUUGGUGUCGCAAGAAUUGAAAUUGUUAGCGCAAAAGGUCUAAAGCAAGUAGACUCAUGGCUUGGUGGUGGCUCUUCUGAUCCAUUCGUUGAAAUUUCUAAUGUGACCACCGGUUGGAAAUACGGUGAAACACGUGUAAUUUAUAACAAUCUCAAUCCCAUAUGGAAUCAAGUGUUUUAUAUUCCUAUUUAUGACCUUCACGAAAAGUUCAAGAUGCAAGUCUAUGAUUACAAUGUUUUCUUCAAAAAUUCGCCUCUGGGAUUUUAUAUACUUGAUCUCAAGGAUAUUGUCAAAGCUUUUUCUGAUGGAUCUUUUGAAGAAAAGAAAUCAAGAUUAGAUGUCGAUCUUAUCCUUAAUAGGAAAACUCGAGGAAAAUUAACUUUUGUUGCUGCUUUUUACAACUUCUCGGAAUCAGAAGUUAGAUCUAUUAAGAUCACUACCACCACUAUCUCCAUUCAUCAUUUAUAUCUCCUCCUAACUUAUCAACAUCAAGAUGGAUACUUUGAAUCUACUGAUUCAUUGGCGGGAUUGUUUAACUUUUCUUCCAAACAAGAAUUAAUAGAAGCCUUUACUACAUUUAUACAAAAUGAUGAGGGAGUUCGUUCUUUGGAUAGCAAAAUGUGGUGUACUUCUCUCGUUAUUUCAUUCCUUAGGGCGCUGCUAUGGAAACAUCGUCUCGAGUGGAUAGAAAUUUAUAACAAGAGUGAGGCUUGGUUAAGCGAAAAUAUUGCAGAUCUUGAAGUUGAAGAACGUCUUAAUAGUUGUACAAAUCGAUUUGUUAUUCAACAUUUUAAUGUUAAUCAAUGGGAAAGUGAUGAUCAACAACGAGCCUUGGGGGUUCUUGCCGUUUCCAAGAAAUCGAUUAUUCUUCGCCGUAACGUUACCCUACGUAUUGUCCGUCGGUUCCUUAUCUAUAAAAAAGAGUCAGGUUGUUUCGAACUUAACAACGAAUUAGCAGGGUCACUUGGUUUUAAUUCGACCGAGGAAGCGAAAAAACAUCUUGAAACUCAUUUUGCUUCAUACACGAAAGCCGUUAAGCUCGAUAUUCAUGUCUGGAGUACUGCGAUUUCGAUUUGGUAUAUUCGUCUUGUCUUGAUAGAUUUUAAAGGUGAAUGGGUAGAAACAUAUCAAAGGUCUUAUGAUUGGAUUUGUCAACAAGUUCAAGAUGAGGACACAAGAAACGAACUUCUUGAUGCCGCUAAAAAUUUUGUCAUAAGAAGAUUCGAAGUUGACAAGACAACAAUGGACGAAGAUGGUUCUUUCCAACAUGCUAUAGAAACUAGGGAUAUCGAACGUCCUACUGAUGUCGAAAUUGAAGAAGAAAUUAUCGUUUCCGAGGAUGUAAUUGGUAUUCUCAGGGUUAACAUUGAGUCUGCCAAAAAUCUUGAAAAAUCUCGUAGUUUGUUCACAUCAUCCAAACCAGAUCCUUAUGUUCGAAUCGUCAAUUUCUCUGGUAAAGAGAUGGUUCGAACUCGCGUCAAGAAUGAAACCGUUAGUCCUAUUUGGAAUGAAGUUCAUUACGUCCCUAUAUACGGAGUCAAUGAAAAGGUCUUUUUUGAGAUUUACGACGAAAAUGUCUUUGUAAAAGACAGACCUCUUGGUCAUUACCCUUUUGAAGUGAAUUCUUUGACUAAAAGAAAAGAUGAUGGUUCGUUCGAAGUUGGAGAGCUCUUUGAUAAGUGGGUUUCCCUCAAGGAAAGCAAGGGAAAUUUACACUUGAUCGUUCAAUUUAUCCCCAUUGUUCUAGAUUUUGAAGAAAGUUUUGCUUUUUCACUCGAGAGCAUUCAAAUCAAUCAUGUUUACAUUCUCAUCAGCUGGAGGCGUGCUAAUGGGGCCUUUUCAUUUUCUGAUGGUUUGGCUCGAUUCUUUAAUUUCAAGAAUCAGCAAGAAUUGAUAGAAAGCUUUAAAAAACAUGUUUCCGCAGAUGAUACCCUUGUUAAUUGCGGCUUAGAUGUAUGGGCAACUGCUCUUGUCAUUACAUAUUUAAGGAUCUUAUGUAGUAAACAUCGUAGUGAAUGGAUAUUUACGGUUGACGAUAGUGAAUAUUGGUUGUCCUCUCAAACCAGUUAUACAAAGCAUGCGAUCGAUUCAUUAUUGAGAGAUUCCACAUUACAACAACAAUUGUGGAAGGACGAAAAUGGCUGUGUGGCUAUGAACGAAAAAGUCGCCGCUUUUUAUGGAUUCAAAUCAGUCGAUGAAUUUACUAAAUAUCUUCAGAUCUAUUUCAAAACCGAGCGCGUUACGAGCCUCCAUGUUAACAUUUGGGUUACUGCUUACACAAUUUGGUAUUUGCGAUUGGUAACCUUUAAUUUCCGACAAAAGUGGAUUCAUUCGUACGAGAGAUCGUAUGAAUGGUUGAUAGGACAAUGUGAAGAUACAAAGCUGGUGAAUGAAGUAUUGGAGUGCGCCCGAAAACCUAUUGUCGAAAGAUACAAAGUGGGGGAGGAAGCUGAAGAGGCCGAUCGUAGUUUUGUAACUAUAAUUGAAAAUAAAGCAGCUGUAAAAAAAGACGAAGAGGAAAAGAAAUUGAGGGAGGAGAACAUGGAUCAAUAUGGAAAGCUAAUUGUUCGUACAAAAACUAUUUACGUGAGAAAUACAAUCACCAUCGAAAUUAUCAAAAAGACUCUAUCUUAUCGCACACAAGAUGGGGGCUAUACUUUAAAUGAUGAACUUGCAAAUCUUCUGGGUUAUGAUUCUGUGAAAUCCUUGGAACUCGCGUUAAAAUCUCACUUUGUUUCAGAAACCACCAAAUUACACCAGGAUAUUUUAGUUACUGCAAUAAUAUUAUGGUAUUACCGUUUGGUUGCGGUUGAUCAUCGAGAGCAUUGGUCUGCCGGGUACGAGAAGUCCUAUUCAUGGUUGAGUUCACAAAUUAAAAACAAAGAUGUCGAAUCAAAUCUUAUGGAGUCUGCAAGAUUAUUUGUAAUACAAAAUUAUAAUGUCGAUGAAGAAGCUAAGGGACUAGACUCUGAUUAUCAAGAAAAAAUAGAAGGAAAGGAUGAAAAGAGAGGAUCGUGGACGAAGGGCAUAUUUUCUAGCAUUUUUGGCGGCAGUCCACAUGCAUCUACUAAGAGCCUUGGGACACACGUAGAAGAUGCUCUUGUCUCUGACGGUUACGAUCACGAAGAAAAGGCAUCUGCUUUAAUUGAUGCUCGAGCGACUGUUACUACCGAAAAAAUUAGAUCGAUCGUCACGGCACAGAAAAAGGAUGGAAGCUUUGAAUUGAACGAGAACUUUGUUAAAGAAUUAGAUGUCCCUGCAAAAGAGAUUGUGGCUACUAUUCAAACGCACACUUCAAAUGAAAAACUAAAGAAGCCUGAAUCAGUUUCUUGGUGGAAAACUGCAAUAAUGCUUAGCUAUCUUAAGAACGUCGCAUCUCAACAUGAAGGGGAGUGGAAAGGUGAAUACGAUAAAGCACGAGAAUACCUCACCUCGCAAAUUGGUAAUGCAGACGCCGAAAAAGAGUUAUUAGAAGUUUCAGAAAAAUACGUAAUUGAUAACGUCGUUAGAAGAGUUAUCAUAGUAAGGAAGAGAACUGCCAUAGUUACGAUUCAGACAUCAACUACUCCUGAAAUUGUUGAGUCAGCUGUUUCAGAGCAAAAGGCGGAUGGUUCAUUCGAAGUUAGCGAAACAAUUACGAAAGAACUUGAUGUUUCUUCGGAUGACCUCGUCGCUUCGGCUCAAGACACAAUUUCUAAUGACAAUCUCAAAUCAAUCGAUUCAUCAUUGUGGAAGACUGCUCUAACGAUUGGAUAUCUUCAAACAGUUGCUCCUCAUCACGAACGUAUUUGGAAAGACAAAUGUAGUAAAGCUCGAGAAUAUCUUAGCACCAAACUUAAUAACCCUGAAUUAGUAGAGGAGAUUAUAAGGAUUUCGACCAAAAUUAUUGUUAAGAAGACAACUGUGAAAGUGGCGAAAGAGCAAAAAACUGCAGCAGUUGAGAUCAUUCAGUCAACCACAACCCCCGAGAUCUCUCGUGCUGUGGUAUCCGAGCAGAAAGAAAGUGGUCAUAUUGAAUUAAGUGAGACCAUAAAGAAAGAAUUAGGCAUACUAUCGACUGAAACUCUAGUGACUACCAUACAGAAAUAUACCACUAAUGAAAAAUUAAAGAAACCAGAGUCGUCAUCUUGGUGGACGACGGCCGUAAAUCUUAGUUACCUUAAAAAAGCCGCUGAUAAACACGAGGAAGAAUGGAAAGAUAAAUAUGAUAAAGGUCGCAAAUAUCUCUCUACUCAAAUUGGAGAUUUUGAUACAGAGAGAGAAUUACUAGAAAUUACAGACAAAUAUGUAGUUGAUAAAGCUACAUACAAAGUUAUCGAAGAACAUAAAAAAGAAGCAAUUGCCAUUGAGAAAGAAAAGAAGGACAAAAGGCAAAGUAUUCUCGAAAAUGUAACCGGCAUUUUAACGGGUGUAUAUGACUCUACUACCGAGGCAACUAAAGACCUUGGGAAACACAUUGGACAAGCUCUCUCAUUUGAUACGGACGAACACGAUCAUCAAGAAAAAGCUGCUGCCUUAAUAAUUGUUCAAUCGAAUACUACUCCUGAGAAAACAAAAUCGAUUAUUACAACGCAAAAAAAUGAUGGAAGCUUUGAAUUAAGUCAGACUAUAGUUAAAGAAUUAGAUAUUCCUGCAAAAGAAGUCGUGACAACCAUCCAGACAUGUACUACUAAUGAAAAACUAAAGAAACCGGAAUCAGCUUCUUGGUGGAAAACAGCAUUAACUCUUAGUUAUCUUAAGAAUGCCGCAUCUCGACAUGAAGGAGAAUGGAGAGAUAAAUAUAAUAAAGCACGUGAAUACCUUACCUUACAAAUUGGCGACGCAGAGACAGAAAAAGAAUUACUCGAUACUACAGAUAAAUAUGUGGUUGAUAACGUAACUAAGAAAGUAAUUGUUGAGAAAAAGAGAACCGCAAUAAUUGCUAUCCAAUCUCAUACAACACCCGAAACCGUCGAAACAGCUACUUCCACUCAGAAAGAUGAUGGUUCAUUUGAAAUUAGUGAAACAAUUACUAAAGAACUUGACGUCACUUCUCCCGAAGAUCUUAUUACUUCAGCUCAAGAUGUCACGAAAAAUGAUAAACUUAAAUCAAUCGAACCCUCCGUUUGGAAGACUGCUUUAACUCUCGGAUACCUUAACACUACGGCACCACAUCAUGAAAGCGCUUGGAAAGAGAAAUAUAAUAAAGCCCGAGAAUACCUUCAUUCUAAACUUAAUAACCCUGAAUUAGAAGAAGAAAUUAUCAAGACGACAAAUAAAGUAGUAGUUGAAAAAGCGACGAAGAAAGUAUCUAAUAAACAAAAGGAAGCGGCAGUUUCGGUUAUUAAAUCGAUUAUUACUCCUGAGGCCUGCGAUGAGAUAUUAUCUGAACAAAAGGAUGAUGGACGAAUUGAAUUAAAUAAAACUAUUCAAAAAGAAUUAGAUAUUCCAUCAACCGAAACUCUAGUAACCACCGUACAAAAAUAUACAACAAAUGAAAAAUUAAAGAAGCCAGAAUCAACAUCUUGGUGGACAACAGCCGUAAAUAUUAGCUACCUUAAAAAUGCCGCUGCUCAAUACGAAGAGGACUGGGUAGAUAAAUAUAAUAAAGCCCGCGAAUAUCUCUCUUCUCAAAUUGGAGACGCUGAUGCAGAAAAAGAAAUUUUAGAAGUCACAGAUAAAUAUGUAGUUGAUAAAGCAACAUACAAAGUCAUUGAAGAUCAUAAACAAGAUGUGGUUUCUACUGAAAAGAAAAAGAAAGAAAAGAGACAAAGCGUCCUUGUAAAUGUAACUGGCGGCUUGACAAGCAUAUAUAAAAAUGCGACUGAAGCAACUAGAGACCUUGGAAAACAUAUUGGACAAGCUCUCACUUUUGAUACGGACGAUCACGACCAUCAAGAAAAAGCUGCUGCCUUAAUAGUUGUUCAAUCAAAUGCCACUCCUGAAAAAACAAAAUCAGUUGUUACAACACAAAAGAAUGACGGAAGCUUCGAAUUAAGUCAGACUAUAGUUAAAGAAUUAGAUAUUCCUGCAAAAGAAGUCGUAACCACAGUCCAAACGUAUACUACUAAUGAAAAACUAAAGAAACCUGAAGCAGUUUCUUGGUGGAAAACAGCAUUAACUCUUAGUUAUCUUAAGAAAGCUGCAUCUCAACAUGAAGGAGAAUGGAGAGAUAAGUAUAAUAAAGCGCGAGAAUACCUUACUUUGCAGAUCGGCGAUGCGGAAACCGAAAAAGAAUUACUUAAUAUUACAGAUAAAUACGUAGUCGAUAAUGUAACUAAGAAGGUUAUUAUUGAAAAAAAGAAAACGGCAAUCGUCACUAUUCAAUCAGCUACAACACCCGAGACCGUCGAAACAGCUAUUUCCACUCAGAAAGAUGAUGGUUCAUUCGAAAUUAGUGAAACAAUUACUAAAGAACUUGAUGUCACUUCUCCCGAAGAUCUUAUUACUUCAGCUCAAGAUGUCACGAAAAAUGAUAAACUUAAAAUGGUUGAUACCUCUAUUUGGAAAACCGCCCUAACCCUUGGAUACCUUAACACUACGGCACCACAUCACGAAAAUACUUGGAAAGAGAAAUAUAAUAAAGCACGGGAAUAUCUUCAUUCUAAGCUUAAUAAUCCUGAAUUAGAAGAAGAAAUUAUUAAGACAUCAAAUAAAGUAGUAAUUGAAAAAACGACAGAGAAAAUAACUAAUGAACAUAAAAAAGCAGCAGUUACGGCUAUUCAACUAACUACGACUCCUGAAACCUGCAAAGAAAUUAUUUCCGAACAAAAGAAAGACGGACAAAUAGAAUUGAGUAAAACUAUUAAAAAAGAGCUGGACAUUCCAUCAACCGAAACUUUAAUAACCACCGUCCAAACAUACACUACUAAUGAAAAAUUAAAGAAACCCGAAUCAACAUCUUGGUGGACAACAGCCGUAAAUCUUAGUUAUCUCAAAAAUGCCGCUUCUCAACACGAAGGAGAAUGGAGAGAUAAAUAUAAUAGAGCUCGCGAAUAUCUUUCUUCUCAAAUUGGAGAUGCUGAUGCAGAAAAAGAAAUAUUAGAAGCUACAGACAAGUAUGUAAUUGAUAAAGCAACACAUAAAGUCAUUGAAGAUCAUAAACGAGAGGUAAUUACCAUUGAAAAAGAGAAGAAAGAAAAGAAACAAGGUGUUCUUGAAAAUCUAACUGGUG
Molecule: messenger RNA, 8879 nt
Organism: Acaulospora colombiana
Lineage: Eukaryota; Fungi; Glomeromycota; Glomeromycetes; Diversisporales; Acaulosporaceae
Source: the annotation of a GenBank genome assembly